Scheffersomyces amazonensis is the source of this 2828-nucleotide messenger RNA. RefSeq names its product serine/threonine protein kinase. Gene Ontology annotation, biological process: regulation of autophagy; peptidyl-serine phosphorylation. Gene Ontology annotation, cellular component: cytoplasm. Bases 348 to 2597 code for a protein of 749 amino acids. Lineage: Eukaryota; Fungi; Ascomycota; Pichiomycetes; Serinales; Debaryomycetaceae. Gene Ontology annotation, molecular function: ATP binding; protein serine/threonine kinase activity. The record is from RefSeq and is a predicted model, not a curated record. The transcript has a single exon.
ACUAUACAAUCUAUACGACUAUAACUACCUGUAACAAUAUAUAAUUAUACUUAUACUUAUAAUACAUAAUGACAUUAACUAUACAAUGAGACGCGAUACAAAAUCAAGGAAUCUCAGAUUUUAAUUCUAAACAUCAUUACCGCCAUAGAAAAACCAAACUAUACUACCCAGCAAUUGUACAGUAAAGAAACUACGAAAGUACAUAGAACAUCUUGUAAUUCAAUAGUAUUAGAUUAUAAUUAAUGUUAAUUCGCCAUUCAUUUAUAAAGGAAGGAUCGAAUAAUUAAUAAGGGUAUAGUAAAGUAUAGUAUAGUAAAGUAUAGUAAGUAAAGUAAAUCUAUUACCCAAUGGAUCUCACUACUUUAUCUAUACGACUAGACCCUGAUACUAAUCGGAAAGUUAUUAAUGAAGAAUUUCGAAUAAUUAAGAAGAUUGGUCAGGGACAAUUUGGGAAAGUUCUUCAAGGAGAAGUUAUUAAACAUAAUAAUUGUGAUGAGAAAUAUGUCGCCAUUAAAACUAUUAAUAGAAUUGAUAAAACCAGAUUAUUUACUAAAGCAUAUUUAAGUCAAACAACUAAAAUAAAGAGAGAAAUUCAAAUAAUGAAAGAAUGUAAUCAUCCAAAUGUUGUAAAAUUAUAUCAAGUAAUAGAUGAUUUAAAAUUUGAUAAAAUCUUAUUAAUAUUAGAAUAUUGUAAAUUUGGAGAAAUUGAUUGGAAACGAUAUAAUCAUUAUUAUGAAAAAUAUCAAAGUCAUCUGAAUAAUAGGAAACCUUUAACUAUUAAUAAAAUUCUACGAGAUGUAGUUAAUGGAUUAGAAUAUUUACAUAAUUAUAAAAAAAUUAUUCAUCGAGAUUUAAAGCCAUCUAAUUUAUUAAUUAAUAAUGAUAAUACUAUUAAAAUAUCUGAUUUUGGUGUUAGUUUAAUCUUAGAAAAUAAUGCUAAUGAUGAAAAGGAAUUAGGUAAAACUAUGGGGACUCCAGCAUUUUUUGCACCUGAAUUAUGUCAAUUUGUUAGUAAUCGUUAUUCAAUGAUUACAAAUGUUAAUCAUAGUGCUAAUAAGAUUAAAAUUGAUUCAAGAAUUGAUAUAUGGUCAUUAGGUAUAACAUUAUAUUGUUUAAUGUUUAAUGAUUUACCAUUUUCUGGUUGUAAUGAAUAUGAAUUAUUUCAAAAUAUUGUAAAAGAAGAAUUAAAAUUCCCCAGAAUUAUUAAGAAUUCAAAGACAACUCCUCAAGAUAUUGAAGAAUUAAAAUAUUUAAAGAAUUUAAUUAAAAAAUUAUUAAUUAAAGAUCCAAAUCAAAGAAUUAAUAUAAAUGAUAUAAAACAUCACCCUUUUACAACUUUUGAUUUAAGUGAUCUUGAAAAGAGAAAGUUUUUUAAUUUUAAUGAAGCUAUCUUUAAAGAUGCAACUAAAAAGAAACAACUUGCAUAUAAUAAUAAUAAUAAUAAUAAUGAAAAUCAUGAAUCUAUACUUUCAACAAAGAUAAAACAAUUCUUUGGAACUAAAAAACCUGAAACUAUAUCAACAAUUGCUCCUAUAUCUCCAAUAGUUGAAAAUGUUCCAAUUGAACUGUUCAAAAAUUUAGAACCAGUAGAUGAUCUAUUAGAUUCUUAUUUAGAUGAUUCAACAGCUUCAUAUGGAAGUGAUGUAGAAAAUGUUGAUCAAGAUAUUGAUACUUCCAACAUUUUGAAAUCUUUGAAUGAUAGUGAAAGUUUCAUAAAACGACUCGAUAAUCUAGAACUACUGAAAACAUCAUCAAGUAGUAAACAAAAAGUUAAAGUUAUUCCAUUGGAUCUUAAGAAGUCCUCCCAUAUCAAUAAAACUCCAGAGAAUAGCGUGUCAAAUAUAGGUAAAUGGUCAUUCUCAAAUAGUGCUCAAUCGCCAAAAAGAUCUAAUCAUCCACCUGAACCUCUGCCAGUUACACCCACAAAUAAUAGUUUUAUGACAAUUGGAGCAAGUUCUCCAUCUUCAAUUAAAUCUAUAUUUAGUCCUUCUAGAAGAUUCUUUUCUAGAAAUAAAAAGGAUAAGGAAGAAUCUAAAGAAUGUAAACCAACCAUUAAUUCAUUAUCAUCACCAGCUGAAAAGAGAAAUAGUGAUCUGAGUAAUAAACUGAAAUAUACUGAUUUAAUGGAACCACCACCAAUAUUUGGUCUCAAUUCAUCAUCAACUACCAGUAGAAAUAGUACUUCAAGUACUGGAUCAAGAUCAAGCAAUCACAAUAAUGAUCAUAUCUUAUCGCCUAGUGCUCAAUUUACAUCUACAUUUGAUUCUAAUAAGGGCGGAGAUACUUCCCGAAAGAAUUCUAUUAGCUCAUCUCAAUUUGGGUAUAAACUUACUCGAAUAACUAGUUCUUCGUCAUCAUUAAAUUUGAAUGCUUAUUUAACUGAUGAUUCAUAUACGGAAGUAUCAUUUAAAAACCACAAUAGUAUCAAUUCACAAAAGAAGAAACUAAUUAAUACAAAGCUUUCGCAUUCUUCGGAUGUUUCAUCAGACGGUGAAGAUACAAAUAAUGACACAUUUAUAUUAGAAAAUCCAAAUGCUCAAGUUACGACACAUGAUAAGUAUGAGGGAUUAAAUGAUUAUUUAGAUCGACUUCAAUAAUUGUAUGCAUGUAAAUUAAUUAAUAAUAGUAUAAUGAAAAAUAUUUACAUUACAAAUGAUUAUAUGUUUAAAAGGUAAGUUAAUUAGUAAGACAAGGAACGAAAAGGAUACAAAAUAAAAGUUUUUGGAGCAUAUAGCAUUAGACGAUAAGUCAUAUAAGGAUAUACAUAAAUAUAGUAAAUUUUAUAGAUACACGAAUAGAUAGUUAAUUAAACAAUGAAUAAAUUGCAG